AGGGACACCUGCGUGGCCAGGGGGAAGGACCUAAAGAAAAACUAAAAACUAGGGUCUCCUUCACCCGAGCGCUGACGAAAUGCAGACUGGGGCUGAAUGGAAGCGGUGGUAACUUGAACAUAUCAAUCAUAGACAAGGAGACUGAAAGAAUUCACCUACGUAUAACCAGGAAAUGAAACGGGCCAGAUAUGAGAAGACAGACCAAUAAAGGAAACCAGGAAAUAAAAGAAGAAAAAAUAAGUACUCAACGCAUUGAAGGCUGGAGGAAUCAGAAAAAUAACAAGGAUUCGUGAUGUUACAUUUUGUUGCCGGUUCUGUUGGAAAGGGUCAGAAGCACCUGGAAGGAAGUACGUGGAACCCUGAGUAGCAGCCAUAGACACAGCAGCGCAGCAAGUUAUACCUGUUGAAUAUGAAACUGAGCCUGGGGAAGUGUAGUGCUGUACUACAGUAAGCCUGUAUAUUGCUGAACCCCGAUAUUUUUCUGGAAAUUAAUCUUGAACUAAGAAAUUCAACUCAACACUGUGUAAAACGUCAGAUGUCAAAAGUACAACAUGCAAGCGGUUAAAUACUAGAAGUGAGAUGGAAUCCUUGAGGGAAACUCCAAUCCGCAGCAAUUUUAAACCGUUUUGGUGUGCUUGGUUUGAUUCUAUACGGCAGAGUUUCUCCGAUGGCAGUGUACAGUACAUAGCCAUCCCAUCUGAUGCUAGUUUUCUACGUGGAAUAAAACUCCCCGAGCUCCUGGACGUUUAAUGAAAUGCAGAUUAAAAACAUGGGAAACAGGCAACGUCUUUAAUUUUUUUUAAACAAAAGCAAGUGAUAAAGAAUUAAAGUGGGCUCCUGGAUACGGGGUUGCUGCGUACUUGCAAACUUUAGAAUUACUUGUGCUUCCAACUCCAGGUGAGCUUACACGGACACUGAACGUGCAGAAUUUCCAAGGAGUGUCGUUGCAUCCUGCAAAAAUGUUUCUGUUGUGUUGAUGAGUUUUUGAUACCGGCGGACAAUUUCUCCAGAUGUCUGGGCUUUCUGAGAUCAGGGCUGGCCGCUUCCCAGCAAAUCGUUCCCGAAUCCAGCAGAGUAUCUUGGAAGAUCAAAUUGAAUUAUGGUGGUUCCAGGACAUGAAAAGUGCGAUCUUGUGGUACUCCGUGGCGCUGUUCUUGAUUUUAGGGACUGGAAUAGGGGGGAUUGUCUUGAUAUCUACAACCACCAGUAAAUCUGGUGAAUGGAGACUGGGCAUAGGAAUUCUCCUGUGCCUACUAUCUUUAGUUAUUCUCUUUAAACAACUAUUGACCUCUGCCCUCCAGGACAUGAACUGUGUGAGGAACAGGGCUCAUAUCGACAAGUUAAGGAGUGGUGGAUUAAUUGACUAUCUGGUUAUUUCAUUCACUGGAUUCAUAGUACUUACCUGUGGUUAUAUCGUGAUAAUUGAGGCAAAAUCUGAAUAUUACCCUCCAGUUAGAUACUGGAGUGAUAAAUUGAUCGCAGGGGUAGUUCUAACAGUGAUUGGCUCCACCAUUCUGUCUGUACUAUUUUUCUAUGUGUUAAUUUUCAAACUAUAUUCCUAUAUAGUAGCUAGAUCCACAAUCAGAAGGGAGCAGAAUGUUUUUACUAUUUCAGGAAGCAAUGUGAUGGAGAGCCGAACAGAAAUCUCUACCAGUACCUCCAACAUAUUAUAAAAUAGGCAAUGGCUGAGUUCAUUGCAAGAUAACCAAUUGCUCAGACAUUGAGAACACUGUACAGUGAAGGUUAGUUCAUCUCAGCUUCCUAUUCAAUGGUCUGAGAUCAGUUACUGGAUUUUAUUAAUAUGGUGGCACAGUUGUGCAACUAGAACUGCUUCCUUCCAGCUCCAGUGAUGUGAGUUCAUUACUGACCUUAGAAACAUAGAAAACCAACAGCACAACACAGGCCCUUUGGCCCACAAAGCUGUGCCGAACAUGUCCUUACCUUGGAUGCUGUCUGUGUGGAGUAUGCACAUUCUGUCCCUCACACACACUUCACUGGUGUUCCACUUUCUGCCCAAUUCCAAGGGUGUGAAGAUUGACUGACUACUGUAAAUUAUCCCUAGCACAUAGGUGAGUGGUACGGUUUGAGGGAAUUGAUGUCAAUGUGGGGACAAUAAAGUGCGUUUGAUCUAAUAGUGGAGCAUCUCCACCAUGAUAAAACAACACCAACUCCGAUGGACAGGUCAUGAAAUCCAGAUACCUAACUCACAUUCUGCCAAACACACCCUGUACCAUCAGCUGGAGGAAGGCCAGUGAGCCCCUGGUGGGCAAAGGAAACAUGUUAAAAAUAACGUCAAAACCAGCCUGAAGAAACUCACCGUUACAUCUAAAAACCGGGAAGACAUUGCACACAAUGGAUAUACUUGAAAAAAUCUGUUGAAGAGGGAGCUGAGCUACAUGACAGCAACCUCUGCUCUGCUCCAGAGAAUGUGUCAACUGUGAAAGGAAAGGCUGGGAAAAUGAAAGGACCCGAUCACUAAGCUCAGUCAAUCACUUAAUUUUGCCCACACCAUACCAGAAUAUGUGGACCACAGAUCAUCCUCUACAGCCACCUGAGGACCCACCAGUAGGAGAACAUCUUACUCUACUUGAGUGAUUGCACUACUAGGGAUUGACGCAGAGCAGAUUAGUCUAAGGGGGUGCUUGAUAGUCAGCAUAGAAUCAAUGAGCUAAAGGGUCUGUCUAUGUGUUGUAUGGCAGUAUGACUAUUAUUAAUAAUAAGGAGAAUGUUAAAGAAACACUCUAAACUUCAUCGCAUACUUCUGAUGUGACAUUGGGCCCACUUGACUCCCACAACAACCCCAGUAAUCCCAUUUUCCUUUUUUUAUAUUUUUCCCAAUAGCCCAGCAAUUUACUUCCUCUUGUUAAGGGUAACUUAGAGAAGUUAGUUAACUUUCCAGCACGUUACUGGGAGACUGGAACACCUGAUGGUCAUUGGGAUACACUACAAAUUCCACACAACACCCGAGGGCAGGAAUGAACCCAAUUUUUCGCCAUUAUGAGCAGCUGUGAACUUUGCAAUAUAAUCCUGAGCAAAUUCCAAAUACCAGAGCCAUAUACUAUAAAUUGUGAACAAAUUCAAUCAUGUUAAGAUUUAUAUUAAUCGAACCAAAUUAAGAAGUAUAAGCAGUUCUACAAAUUCUUUACUAUAAUUUGUAAUACUUUAAUUCAGAAGUUUGAACUGAAUGCAAAUAUAAAGCUUAAUUAAGGUAAAGUCAGUUAGGUGGUAAUACUGUUACAGACUUUUUCUGAAAUAAAUCAGUUAUCUAGACUUCUGUUUUAAAUCCUUUUUUAAUGCCUUACCACUAUCGGUACACCAAUUAAAAUAAAUCAUUUUGGGGCUUAAUAAGUCUAAUUUGGAUUUUUAUUUUAUACCUCUUUAAGGAUUUGUGUACACAUGAACAGUAGACCAAGAGUGGAUGGAAAAAUAUGUGCUGAGGUGCCGAGCAGAUGUAAGCAAAGAAGUGUUUGGAUUGAAUGAACUCUCUUAUAUUUACAGUAAUCUAAAUUAUGCAAAUAUUGACCUUUAUUACUUAGUUACUGAAAGAUGAUUUCCAAUGUCAUUGCGGUAUCACAUAUGUUUCCCAGGGUGUCAAAGAGGUAGACUUUUAUUGAAGACUGAACCCACUGAUGAUUUUUUUUUCUCCCUGAGCUUCCUGCUGGUUUACAGGAGAAUUCUGCAGACUGCGUUUUCC
Molecule: messenger RNA, 3694 nt
Organism: Hypanus sabinus (Atlantic stingray)
Lineage: Eukaryota; Metazoa; Chordata; Chondrichthyes; Myliobatiformes; Dasyatidae
Product: transmembrane protein 125-like
Exons: 2
Coding region: 1011-1673 (220 amino acids)
Source: RefSeq, a predicted model, not a curated record